AUGAGCACCGCUGCGACUAGAGAACGAGAUGCGAAGCUAACGGAACUGGUCAAUACCAUGUGCCAGCGGGUCCCAAAGGACAAACGACUCACGGCUGACGUUGUGCUGCAGUUGCUGAGAUCUAAAUACAUCUCUGUCUUCCCAGAGGAGUACAUCAACUUGCGCAGGGAAUUUAUCACGAACAUGUUGGACUCAUUCUAUAACGUAAAUAAGGAUAACGGUAAGGGAGAUAAAACGGGGAGGGAUAAAGGUGAUAAUGAUGAAAAAACUGGUGGUGAUGAUGAUGAUGAUGAUGAUGAUGAUGAUGACGACGAGGAGGAGGAGGAGGAGGAUAGUGAGGGAGAUGAAGAUGAAGAGGAGGAGAAUGGCGAGGAAGAGGAAGACGACGAGUUCGAGGAAGACUCAGACAGUGAAAGUGGCACUGGUAGCAGUCACAAAGGCGACGAUGGUGCCAGCGAUAGCGGUAAGGAGAAGCCAACCAAGCGACCCCGCACGGAGGAGUGCAACGAUGACGAUGACGGCACAACGCAGCGCUGCCGAGCCAUGGCAAGUUGUUUGAAGUACCUCAGUCACCGUCUUCGACCUCGUGGAGACUCGGAGACGCCGAAAGAAUACCUGGAGAAGUACCUCAUUCCACAGUUUCGUGAAAAGGGACUUGAUCCUGAAAAGUACAGCAAGGAGGAUGCCCGACGCUACCGCGCCAGGCGUGAAGUGGAGUUACUGCAGUCCGAUGGUGCGGAUUUGAACCUGGACCGUACCCAGCGGAAUGGUCGUGGCGUGACGUACUUCACCAAGGAUGAAAAGGUUCCGGUCAAAACAUCCAAAUUUCUUGAUGAUGAGUAA
Molecule: messenger RNA, 843 nt
Organism: Trypanosoma brucei brucei TREU927
Lineage: Eukaryota; Euglenozoa; Kinetoplastea; Trypanosomatida; Trypanosomatidae
Exons: 1
Coding region: 1-843 (280 amino acids)
Source: RefSeq, a predicted model, not a curated record